Messenger RNA from Prunus armeniaca (apricot), 969 nucleotides. The record is from the annotation of a GenBank genome assembly. Lineage: Eukaryota; Viridiplantae; Streptophyta; Magnoliopsida; Rosales; Rosaceae.
AUGGGUAUCUUUGCAUUGGUGACAGGAAGGCCAGGGCCUAGUGGGUUUGGGUCAGCUUCAACUGCUGAGCAGGUCACUGAAGGAGUUGAUGCUAGCAACCUUACCGCUAUUGUAACUGGUGGGGCAAGUGGGAUUGGGUUUGAGACAGCAAGAGUCUUGGCACUUCGUAGAGCCCAUGUCAUCAUUGCCGCCAGAAACAUAGAGGCUGCUAAUGAAGCAAAACAGGCUAUUAUUAAAGAAAAUAUAAGUGCCCGAGUGGAUGUUCUGAAACUUGACCUCUGCUCUCUCAAGUCUGUUAGAGCAUUUGUUGAUAGCUUCAACGCUCUUGAUCUUCCUCUCAAUCUCUUAAUAAACAAUGCUGGUGUUAUGUUCUGCCCCCACCAGCUUUCAGAAGAGGGAGUAGAGGUGCAGUUUGCAACCAACCAUCUUGGCCAUUUUCUCUUAACAAACCUUUUGCUUGAGAAAAUGAAGAACACUGCUAGAACUACUGGUGUAGAAGGCAGAAUUGUGAUUCUGUCAUCACUUGCUCAUACAACCCCUUACCAAGAGGGGAUUCGAUUCGACAAGAUCAACGAUCGAAUUGGUUACUCAGAACUGAAGGCAUAUGGGCAAUCCAAAUUAGCAAACUUACUGCAUUCCAAUGAGCUCUCUCGUCGAUUGCAGGAAGAAGGUGUGAACAUAACAGUCAACUCAGUUCACCCAGGAUUGAUCAUGACACCUCUCAUGAGGCAUUCUCCUCUUUUGAUGAAAACUUUCAAGUUGUUCACCUUUUGGAUGUGGAAGAAUGUACCUCAGGGAGCAGCCACAACAUCAUAUGUAGCACUGCACCCAAAAAUGAAAGGUGUGACUGGAAAAUACUUUGUGGACUGCAACGAGAUGAAACCCAGCUCACAUGCUAGAGAUGAAAAGUUGGCCAAAAAGCUUUGGGACUUCAGCAACAAGUUGAUCGAUGGGGCUUCCAAAAGCUGA